This is a messenger RNA of Cylicocyclus nassatus, 1707 nucleotides long. The record is from the annotation of a GenBank genome assembly. NCBI's taxonomy places the organism in Eukaryota, Metazoa, Nematoda, Chromadorea, Rhabditida, Strongylidae.
GCAAGACUCAAGACAACAGUUUCUUGGUGCAAAGUGCAUGCGCAGUCGGCUGGUCCGAAAGCGAACUUCGACUGGCAAGCGGCCAACGCUUCCCGCCGCCGAUCAAUACCGGCUCAGGGUCGUCGGCCACAACGGUUGGCGCUCUUCAGUGUGGCGGUGUGACUUCGUGUGGACGUUGACAGCCUGUUCUCCUUCUUCUUCCGGAAACGGGUGUGAUCCGGAACGAGCGCACAAGCCGAGCCCGAGACCACUCUCAUACGCGAUUCAAAUCACGCACGUGUUUUUCAACCAAUUACCUCUCUCACGCACUCAUCAAUUUCGUAUCUCGAAAUUAUGGUCCGCGUAUGCAGAGUGGUGCCAAAAGAAUGGACGAGAUACUCUCCUCUUGGAAAUGUGAUACCGCGAACGCGGUUUAUCGUUUUCAAAACACCGUUGAACGAUCGUCUGCUUACAAAAGUAGAUCGAUCCCAGCGCUUCACUGUUCAGAAUCUUAUGUGGAUGUUAGCUGAACGUGGCCAGCGUCUGGGACUUGUUGUGGACUUGACAGAUACUGAUAGAUAUUAUGAUAAGGAUGAGAUCGAAGGGCUGUGCAUACAAUAUCAAAAAAUCAAUUGCCCAGGACGAGGUUUUGUUGAUAGAACGGAGUGUGUGUCUGAAUUUAAUAAAGCCAUACAGGACUAUAUUGAUAAAACUGAUGAUGAAGAAGCUUUAAUUGGUGUACAUUGCACUAAUGGUGUUAAUCGAAGCGGCUAUCUUAUUUGUCGUUUUCUUAUUGAAAGACUUGGUUGGUCUUCUCAUGAAGCUUUAGAUGCGUUUGAGCGAGCAAGAGGCUACCCAAUUGAGAAAGGGUCAUACGUACAAGCCCUACACAAAGCUGCCAUUGAUAGUAGGAAUAGAAGGGAAGCAUCGGAUAGCGAUUCUGAAGAGCAUCGCCGUAAGUCCAAAAAAUCUAAGAAGAAGCGAGAAAAAGACGAGGCGAGCUUCUCGGAUAGCGCUAGUCAAAUGGGCAACAUAAUGCAACAGUUCUUCGCUCAGUUGCAAGGUGCUCAUCAGGCAGCAGAGUCUGGCAACGGAUCUGGCUACGAUGGGUCACCAGCUCAAAGCGGUAGCUACGCCUCACCAGGUCAACAGCAUUGGGCUUAUCAAACGAAGCAACAGCCGCAAUCUAAAAAUACACCAAACACGGAGAGUCCCGUACAGGAUGAGGAAAUGGAAGAGGGAGAGGACAUGGAAGGUAUGGAUGAAGGCGAAAUUGGACCAGAUCAACCACAAAUAAAGUCGACUGCGCAAAAGCGACGUGAUCGACGUUUGCGUAUGAAGAAUAUGCUGUCAGUUAUGAAACGUGGUCGUUUCCAUGAGAUUCAAGAAAUGCAGCGUGAAUUUGUUGCAAGAAGCGGUGGAGCACAAUAAAGAGAAUAUAAAGGCAUCUCAUUUUCAUGUUCGGAAUGUAUGUGGUUUUGAGAUUUUCCUGAUAAAUCACACUUUACAUCAUUGACUGCUAUCGCCACAGAUUAAAAUCCCUUGUUUGUAUGUUGCGGGUUAAUCCUUUUCUAGCUGUCUAACCUCAUAUCCGUUAUUCUUAUGUUCUUCACUUUGUCGUUAUACUUAUCUGUCAUCGUUCUUUUCAAAAUGUUUUCUUUGUAACCUUGCUAUCGAGGUUGAUUGAAUGUUGGCCUUGCUGACACUGUUUUCUUUCUUUAUGUUGUC